Molecule: messenger RNA, 3945 nt
Organism: Danio aesculapii
Lineage: Eukaryota; Metazoa; Chordata; Actinopteri; Cypriniformes; Danionidae
Gene: spry1
Product: sprouty homolog 1, antagonist of FGF signaling (Drosophila)
Exons: 2
Coding region: 351-1229 (292 amino acids)
Biological process (GO): animal organ development; negative regulation of Ras protein signal transduction; negative regulation of fibroblast growth factor receptor signaling pathway
Cellular component (GO): cytosol; membrane
Source: RefSeq, a predicted model, not a curated record
GUGUAUGUGUGUGUGUGCGCGCAAAAACAGCGCACGCAUCUGAUCGCGCACACUCACGCACAGUCAGAGCCGGACGCCACGGAUCCCGAGUGCGCUUCACUCCUGGAUUUUACCGGAUUUUCUCCACUUUUCCCCCCGUUUUUUCCGCGCGGAUCAAACUCUCGAGCUGAAGCCACCGCGCGGAGUUUCUCUGGAUGUUACGCUCGCGGGCACGCGCUGGUUUCGGGCACCGUUCUGGACACGUUGAUGGAUGUUUGGCACACGGACUGAUGGAUUUGACAUUAUGGGAGUCUAUCUGUAGGCUGUCAGAUGAGCAUUGCUGUGUGGUCUGGAGUUGCUGAUCGUGUCUUAUGGAUCUCCAUGGUCAGCGUGGGCAUGCGGACCCCGGGGCCGUCCUGUCCCUGGACCAAAUCAAAGCCAUCCGCAGUAGCAACGAGUACACCGAGGGCCCGGCUGUCCCCCGCAGACCUGCCCUGGGACCCCCGCCGCCACCGCGCCAUGCACACAAACACGAGAGGACUCAUGAAGUGAUCCUGGUGAACGUCAAUAAUAAUUACGAGCCGCAAUCCUCGUUAUUAGUGCGUCCGCCGGGCCUCAGCAGAUCCACCAGCACCGGGAGCUCCGAGAGCAGCAGCAGUGCAGGAUCAGAGCUGGGUUUACUCUCCGGAACACCACAGAAUCACAGAAACACCGUACGGACUCAGCCCAAAUCUCUGAACUCUGCUUUCCUGCCGCCGGACGCUCCCCUGAAACAGAUGCAUGUGGAUAACAGAGACUCUACGCAUCUGUACAUCUGCGAGAGCUGCGGGAAGUGUAAAUGCAGCGAGUGCACGGCACCGCGGGUGCUGCCGGCGCGGCUCGCAUGCAACGGAUUGUGCUUGUGUUCGGCAGAGAACAUCAUAGAGCAGGGCACAUGCAUGUGUUUGGUGAAGGGGCUUUUUUAUCAUUGCUCCAAGGACGAUGAUGAUGUUGGAGACGCCUGCGCUGACAGGCCGUGUUCCUUAUCGCAUCCGCAGUGCUGCUCGCGGUUUCUGUGCAUGGGCCUGAUGGCGGCGCUGUUUCCCUGCCUGCUGUGCUAUCUGCCGGCUAAAGGCUGCGUUAAAGCCUGCAACUCGUGUCAUGAUCGGCUGACGCGGCCCGGCUGCCGCUGCAAGAACUCCAACACUGUUUACUGCAAACUGCAGAGCUGGAACCAGACGCCGGGACACACACCGGGGAAACCGUCCUGAGGCCCGAACUGAUGAUGUAUGGAGAGUAAAAUGAGUAUUGGUGACACAUCAGGAUUUCUCUCAAGCAAAAACAUAUGAAGAGUUCAUAAAUGCCAUCAGACUAAAAUGAGCAUUUGGCUCAGCCUCCGAUGUUUAUGUUUGGUUAUUCAUCAGCAUGAAAUGGAAGUUUUUCCACUAUCGUGAUGUGCGUCCAAUUGAAAGCGUCUUGAAAUGAGAAAAUAAUAUAAGGUGGUGAAUUAUUUCAUCCUUUGGGAUCCGAUUGGAUUAUUGGAAGAUGGCUGUUGUGAAACAUAAUUUAGAAAGACUGAUGAAUGGAUAAAAGUAAGACAGAAACUAGACACGCCCUGAUAGCUCCGCCCUAAAGGACUGAAAACCCCACCCUAAAGUUCAGAUAGCCCCGCCUUAAAGAACUGAUAGCCAGGCCUUAAAGUACUGAAAGCCCUACCCUAAAGUACCGAUAGUCCUGCCCUAAAUAACUGGAUUAUUGGAAGAUGGCUGUUGUGAAACAAAAUUUAGGAAGACGAAGAUAGAUGAAUGGAUGAAAGCAGGACAGAAAAUAGACAUGCCCCUGAUAGCCCUGCCCUAAAGGACUGAAAACCCCACCCUAAAGUUCAGAUAGCCCCGCCCUAAAUAACUGAUAGCCCUGCCUUGAAGAACUGAUAGCCAGGCCUUAAAGUACUGAAAACCCUACCCUAAGGUACCGAUAGUCCCGCCCUAAAUAACUGAAAGCCCCGCCCCAAAAGACUUAUAGCCCCGCUCUAAAGGAUCGAUAUCCUCGCCCUGAAGGACUAAUAGCUCUGCCCUUAAGUAUUGAUAGCCCCACCCUAAAGGACUGAUAGUCCCGCCCUAAAGUAUUGAUAUCCCCGCCCCAAAGGACAGAUAGUCCCGCCCUAAAGGUUUGAUAGCCUUGCCCUAAAGGACUGAUUGCCCUGCCUUAAAUGACUGAAAGCCCCACCUUAAAGUACCGAUAGCCACGCCUUAAAUAGCUGACAGCCCCGCCCCAAAAGACUGAUAAAACCCUCUGUGAAGGAUUAAUAUCCCCGCCCUGAAGGAGUAAUAGUCCUGCCCUAAGGGAUUGAAAUCCCCGCCCUAAUGGACUAAUAGCUCUGCUGUAAAUGAUUGAUAGCCCCGCCCUAACGUACUGGUAGCUCCACCCCAAAGUACUGAUAGCUCCACCCUAAAGCACCAAUUCUUUGGCAUUAAGUGAAUUAACUGAACAUAAACAGACGAGGCUGAAAUGCUACUUUUAGAAGAUUUCAGAGGACACUUCAGAGGCUUUUGCAUCUGAACUCAGAUUUCUAAAGGUGCUGAUGAAAUGAAAUUGUCAGUAGAUGCCAGUAACACCUAAAGUAAUCCAAACACACAAAGGAAACACACGUCAAUAGUUUAGGAAUUUAGAUGUGUGUGAUCAAAUGAAAUGACACAAGGGAAAAGUAUUGAACAGAUGAGUAUAAGGGCUUUCUCAGCUGAUAUCAGAAAAGAAAAUAAAGCUGCUAGAAGAGUUAUGGGGGGAAAUAGUUGAAUUAUAGGAGACAAAUCACACCUGAGGAAUGUAUGCAGCUCCGUUCUCUAUAUGAUUAAGGAUUAAAUACAGGGGCAACACCAUGGCUCGGUGGUUAGUACUGUCACCUAACAGCAAGAAUGUCGCUAGUUCGAGUCCCGGCUGGGUCAGUUGUCAUUUUCUGAGUGGAGUUUGCAUGUUCUCCCCGUGUUGGUGUGGGUUUCCUCUGGGUGCUCCAGUUUCCCCCACAGUCCAAACACAUGCGCUAUAGGGGAAUUGAUCAACUAAAUUGGCUGUAGUGUAUGAGUGUGUGUGUGAAGUGAGUGUGUUUGAGUGUUUCCCAGUACUGGGUUGCAGCUGGAAGGGCAUCUACUGUGUAAAACAUAUGCUGGAAUAGUUGUCGGUUCCUUCCUCAGUGGCGACCCCUGAUAAAUAAGGGACUAAGCUGAAGGAAAAUGAAUGAAAAUAUGAAACAGAUGUCAGUACCUUCUCCUUGUGUCAAUGCAUUGCUAUUACACAUAUUUCUGAGUUUAGUUUCAUCAGAAUGUUUGGAUUGUUAUGUAAAAUCUGGGUCAUUUUCUAACGACUCUUAUAAGGUAAAAUCCGGACAUGUUCAAUACUUGUUUUACCCGCUGUAUAUCGCCAAAUGUAUCUCUAGCUGAGGGAAGCUGCUGCAGGAUGCCGAAACAGGAAACAUGCCUAUAAUAGGAGAUAUGCUAAUGAGCACCACAUAAGCCCCGCCCCCUCUCCGGAUGGAGGUUUAUUUAGUGAAGCGGCGUUCGCCUCACCUGACUGUGCGCAGCUACUGUCUGACAGCAGAGAGUUCAGCGACGGUGCUUUGAUGGAAACCAAACCUGUGAAGGACUUGAUGCCAGAUCUCUGUAGCAGGACGGGGGGAGCUCUGACAGAUCAGCGGCAGCCGUUGUGUUCAUAUAGAGAUGUGCGUUCAGAUGCAGAAGAGGAAUUUAGGCCUAUUUUUUGAAAAGCAAAUGUUUAAGACUGCUAAAUCUUUUCUUCUCGUUGUCGAUGUUGUUGUACAAAGAUAUUUAUUAUGUGAAGCUCUAUUAUUUUAUGAUAUUUAUUGCAAAGGACAGAUUUACUCAUGUCUGAAUAUAACAAGAUAUCAACACUUACUGCAGCGUGAGCGAACCGAUGGAAACAUGUUAACUUUAAUGCAAAAUAUACAAAUUAAUGCAAAAAACCUGCGUGUGUUGC